GCCAACAAGAAGGCGGGCGGCAGCGGCACAUUCGCGUGGAGGCGCGCGGCGGGCGUAGCAGAGGCCAGCAGAGCCCUAAGGCAUUGGGCGCCAGCGCGGGCGCGAAGGAGAGCCGGGCGCCACCCCGCGGUUGCCUGCCGCCCUCUGGGACAGCAGCACAACCUCUGUUGUUGUCAGCCUCGACUCUCAACACGCCGGAGUGCCUACGGCUUUAAUUAAAGGGCCGUCCCCUCGCCGAGGCUGCAGCACCGCCCCCGUGGCUCCUCACGCCUCAAAAUGAGUAGCUCCCACUCUCGCGCUGGCCAGAGCACGGCAGGCGCGGCUCCGGGAGGUGGCGCGGAGACGCGGGACGCCGAGAUGCCGGCUACCGAGAAGGACCUGGCGGAGGAUGCACCAUGGAAGAAGAUCCAGCAGAAUACGUUCACUCGCUGGUGCAAUGAGCACCUCAAGUGCGUGAGCAAGCGCAUCGCCAAUCUGCAGACGGACCUGAGCGAUGGGCUGCGGCUCAUCGCCCUGCUGGAGGUACUCAGCCAGAAGAAGAUGCACCGCAAACACAACCAGCGACCCACCUUCCGCCAGAUGCAGCUCGAGAAUGUGUCGGUGGCGCUCGAAUUCCUGGACCGCGAGAGCAUCAAGCUCGUCUCCAUCGACAGCAAGGCCAUUGUGGAUGGAAACCUGAAGCUGAUUUUGGGCCUCAUCUGGACCCUCAUCCUGCACUACUCUAUCUCCAUGCCCAUGUGGGAUGAGGAAGAGGAUGAGGAGGCCAAAAAGCAGACACCCAAACAGAGGCUUCUGGGGUGGAUCCAAAACAAGUUACCACAGUUGCCCAUCACGAACUUUAGUCGAGACUGGCAGAGUGGCCGCGCGCUGGGUGCCCUUGUGGAUAGCUGUGCCCCAGGUCUGUGUCCUGACUGGGAUUCCUGGGAUGCCAGCAAGCCUGUGAACAAUGCAAGGGAAGCCAUGCAGCAGGCCGAUGACUGGCUGGGCAUCCCUCAGGUGAUCACCCCCGAGGAGAUUGUGGACCCCAAUGUGGAUGAGCAUUCAGUCAUGACCUACCUGUCCCAGUUCCCGAAGGCCAAGCUGAAACCAGGGGCUCCCCUGCGGCCCAAACUGAACCCAAAGAAAGCCCGAGCCUAUGGGCCAGGCAUAGAGCCCACAGGCAAUAUGGUGAAGAAACGGGCCGAGUUCACUGUGGAGACUCGAAGUGCCGGCCAGGGAGAGGUGCUGGUGUAUGUGGAGGAUCCAGCUGGACACCAAGAAGAGGCAAAGGUGACUGCCAAUAAUGACAAGAAUCGCACCUUCUCCGUGUGGUACAUCCCCAAAGUUACGGGGACUCAUAAGGUGACAGUGCUCUUUGCCGGCCAGCAUAUUGCCAAGAGCCCCUUUGAGGUAUAUGUGGACAAAUCACAGGGUGAUGCCAGCAAAGUGACCGCCCAAGGCCCUGGCCUGGAGCCUAGUGGCAACAUUGCAAACAAGACCACUUACUUUGAGAUCUUCACUGCAGGAGCUGGCACUGGCGAGGUGGAGGUGGUCAUCCAGGACCCUACAGGACAGAAGGGCACAGUGGAGCCUCAACUGGAGGCCCGAGGAGAUAGCACGUAUCGCUGCAGUUACCAGCCCAUGAAGGAGGGCGUCCACACGGUGCAUGUCACCUUUGCUGGUGUGCCCAUCCCUCGCAGCCCCUACACUGUCACUGUUGGCCAAGCCUGUAACCCAGCUGCCUGUCGAGCUGUUGGCCGGGGCCUUCAGCCUAAAGGUGUGCGGGUGAAGGAGACGGCUGACUUCAAGGUAUACACAAAGGGCGCCGGCAGCGGAGAGCUGAAGGUCACUGUAAAGGGUCCCAAGGGCGAGGAACGUGUGAAACAGAAGGAUCUAGGAGACGGUGUGUAUGGCUUUGAGUAUUACCCUUCAGUCCCUGGCACAUACACGGUCACCAUCACAUGGGGUGGCCAGAAUAUUGGACGCAGUCCCUUCGAGGUGAAAGUGGGCACGGAGUGUGGCAAUCAGAAGGUGCGGGCCUGGGGCCCUGGACUGGAAGGAGGUGUUGUUGGCAAGUCAGCAGACUUCGUGGUAGAGGCCAUUGGGGACGAUGUGGGCACUUUGGGCUUCUCCGUGGAAGGCCCAUCGCAGGCCAAAAUUGAAUGUGAUGAUAAGGGCGACGGCUCCUGUGAUGUGCGCUACUGGCCCCAGGAGGCUGGCGAGUAUGCUGUUCACGUACUGUGCAACAGUGAGGACAUCCGCCUCAGCCCCUUCAUGGCUGAUAUCCGCGACGCACCUCAGGACUUUCACCCAGACAAGGUAAAGGCACGUGGGCCUGGAUUGGAGAAGACUGGUGUGGCAGUCAACAAACCUGCAGAGUUCACUGUGGAUGCUAAGCAUGCUGGGAAGGCCCCUCUCCGAGUCCAAGUGCAGGACAACGAGGGCUGCCCUGUGGAGGCGUCAGUCAAGGACAAUGGCAAUGGCACAUAUAGCUGCUCCUACGUGCCCAGGAAACCCGUGAAGCACACGGCCAUGGUGUCCUGGGGAGGUGUCGGCAUCCCAAACAGCCCUUUCCGGGUGAAUGUGGGCGCUGGCAGCCACCCAAACAAGGUCAAGGUGUAUGGCCCAGGAGUGGCCAAGACAGGGCUCAAAGCCCACGAACCUACCUACUUUACAGUGGACUGUACGGAGGCUGGUCAGGGCGAUGUCAGCAUUGGUAUCAAGUGUGCCCCAGGAGUGGUGGGUCCUACUGAGGCUGACAUUGACUUCGACAUAAUUCGCAAUGACAAUGAUACCUUCACAGUGAAAUACACACCCCGUGGGGCUGGCAGCUAUACCAUUAUGGUCCUUUUUGCUGAUCAGGCCACACCUACCAGCCCCAUCCGCGUCAAGGUAGAGCCCUCCCAUGAUGCCAGCAAGGUAAAGGCUGAGGGCCCUGGUCUCAGUCGCACAGGUAUUGAGCUUGGCAAGCCCACCCAUUUCACUGUCAAUGCCAAAGCUGCUGGCAAAGGAAAGCUGGAUGUCCAGUUCUCAGGGCUGGCCAAGGGGGAUGCGGUACGAGAUGUGGACGUCAUUGAUCACCAUGAUAACACCUACACAGUCAAGUACACACCUGUGCAACAGGGCCCAGUUGGUGUCAACAUCACUUAUGGAGGAGAUUCCAUCCCCAAGAGCCCCUUCUCAGUAGGAGUGUCCCCAAGCCUGGACCUCAGCAAGAUCAAGGUGUCUGGCCUGGGAGAAAAAGUGGACGUUGGCAAAGACCAGGAAUUCACAGUCAAGUCAAAGGGUGCAGGUGGCCAAGGCAAAGUGGCAUCCAAGAUUGUGGGGCCCUCAGGUUCAGUGGUACCUUGCAAGGUGGAGCCUGGCCUGGGGACUGACAAUAGCUUGGUGCGCUUUGUGCCUCGUGAGGAGGGGCCUUACGAGGUGGAGGUGACCUAUGAUGGUGUGCCAGUGCCUGGCAGCCCCUUUCCUGUGGAAGCAGUACCUCCCACCAAACCUAGCAAGGUGAAGGCAUUUGGACCAGGACUGCAGGGGGGCAGUGCAGGCUCCCCUGCCCGCUUCACCAUUGACACCAAAGGUGCUGGCACAGGUGGCCUAGGCCUGACCGUGGAGGGCCCCUGUGAGGCACAGCUGGAGUGUCUGGACAAUGGAGAUGGCACCUGCUCCGUGUCCUAUGUGCCCACUGAGCCCGGCGACUACAACAUCAACAUCCUCUUCGCUGAUACCCAUAUCCCUGGCUCCCCAUUCAAGGCCCAUGUGGUUCCCUGCUUCGAUGCAUCCAAGGUCAAGUGCUCAGGCCCUGGGCUGGAGCGGGCCACCGCUGGUGAGGUGGGCCAGUUCCAGGUGGACUGCUCAAGUGCAGGCAGUGCAGAGUUGACAAUUGAGAUCUGCUCUGAGGCUGGGCUGCCAGCCGAAGUGUACAUCCAGGACCAUGGUGAUGGCACGCACACCAUCACCUAUAUUCCUCUCUGCCCUGGGGCCUACACUGUCACUAUCAAGUAUGGUGGCCAGCCUGUGCCCAAUUUCCCCAGCAAGCUUCAGGUGGAGCCUGCUGUGGACACGUCAGGCAUCCAGUGCUAUGGGCCCGGAAUUGAGGGCCAAGGUGUCUUCCGAGAGGCCACCACGGAGUUCAGUGUGGAUGCUCGUGCUCUGACACAGACAGGAGGGCCCCAUGUAAAGGCCCGUGUGGCCAACCCAUCAGGCAACCUCACGGAGACAUAUGUGCAGGACUGUGGUGAUGGCACAUACAAAGUGGAAUACACACCCUAUGAGGAGGGACUCCACUCUGUGAAUGUGACCUAUGAUGGAAGCCCUGUGCCCAGCAGCCCCUUCCAGGUGCCUGUGGCAGAGGGCUGCGACCCCUCUCGAGUGCGUGUCCAUGGGCCAGGCAUCCAAAGUGGGACCACCAACAAACCCAACAAGUUCACAGUGGAGACCAGGGGAGCUGGCACAGGUGGCCUGGGCCUGGCUGUAGAGGGCCCCUCUGAGGCCAAGAUGUCCUGCAUGGAUAACAAGGACGGCAGCUGCUCAGUAGAGUACAUCCCCUAUGAGGCCGGCACAUACAGCCUUAAUGUGACCUAUGGUGGUCACCAAGUGCCAGGCAGUCCUUUCAAGGUCCCUGUGCAUGACGUGACAGAUGCAUCCAAAGUCAAGUGUUCUGGGCCUGGCCUGAGCCCGGGCAUGGUUCGUGCCAAUCUCCCUCAGUCCUUCCAGGUGGACACAAGCAAGGCUGGUGUGGCCCCACUGCAGGUCAAAGUGCAAGGGCCCAAAGGCUUGGUGGAGCCAGUGGAUGUGGUGGACAAUGCUGAUGGCACUCAGACCGUCAACUAUGUGCCCAGUCGAGAAGGGCCCUAUAGCAUCUCAGUGCUCUAUGGGGAAGAAGAGGUGCCCCGGAGCCCCUUUAAGGUCAAGGUGCUACCCACACACGAUGCCAGUAAGGUGAAAGCCAGUGGACCUGGACUCAACACUACCGGUGUGCCAGCCAGCCUGCCAGUGGAGUUCACCAUUGAUGCCAAGGAUGCUGGGGAGGGGCUCCUGGCUGUCCAGAUUACGGACCCUGAAGGCAAGCCCAAGAAGACACACAUCCAAGACAACCAUGAUGGCACAUACACGGUGGCCUACGUGCCAGAUGUGACAGGACGCUAUACGAUCCUCAUCAAGUAUGGUGGGGAUGAGAUCCCCUUCUCCCCGUAUCGUGUCCGGGCUGUGCCCACUGGGGAUGCCAGCAAGUGCACAGUGACAGUGUCAAUCGGAGGUCACGGGCUAGGUGCUGGCAUCGGCCCUACCAUCCAGAUUGGGGAGGAGACGGUAAUCACUGUGGACACAAAGGCAGCAGGCAAAGGCAAGGUGACCUGCACCGUGUGCACCCCCGACGGCUCAGAGGUAGAUGUGGAUGUGGUAGAGAAUGAGGAUGGCACCUUCGACAUCUUCUACACAGCCCCUCAGCCAGGCAAAUACGUCAUCUGUGUGCGCUUUGGCGGCGAGCACGUGCCCAACAGCCCCUUCCAAGUGACAGCUUUGGCUGGGGAGCAGCCCACCUCACAGACUCCAUUACGGCCUCAGCAGCUGGCUCCACAGUAUACCUAUGCCCAGGGGGGUCAGCAGAAUUGGGGACCAGAGAGGCCUAUGGUGGGUGUUAAUGGCCUGGAUGUGACCAGUCUGAGGCCCUUUGACCUUGUCAUCCCCUUUACUAUCAAGAAAGGAGAGAUCACUGGAGAGGUUCGGAUGCCCUCGGGCAAAGUGGCACAGCCCUCCAUCACUGACAACAAGGAUGGCACUGUGACAGUGCGCUACGCACCCAGUGAGGCUGGCCUGCAUGAGAUGGACAUCCGCUAUGACAACAUGCACAUCCCAGGAAGCCCCUUGCAGUUCUACGUGGAUUAUGUCAACUGUGGCCAUGUCACUGCCUAUGGCCCUGGCCUCACCCACGGAGUAGUCAACAAACCUGCUACCUUCACCGUCAACACCAAGGAUGCAGGAGAGGGGGGCUUGUCGCUGGCCAUUGAGGGGCCAUCCAAAGCGGAAAUCAGCUGCACUGACAACCAGGAUGGGACAUGCAGUGUUUCUUACCUACCUGUGCUGCCUGGUGACUACAGCAUCCUCGUCAAGUACAAUGAGCAGCACAUCCCAGGCAGCCCUUUCACUGCCAGGGUCACAGGUGAUGAUUCCAUGCGGAUGUCCCACCUAAAAGUGGGCUCUGCCGCCGACAUCCCCAUAAACAUCUCGGAGACAGACCUUAGCCUGUUGACAGCCACUGUGGUGCCUCCUUCGGGCCGAGAGGAGCCCUGUCUUUUGAAGCGCCUGCGUAAUGGUCACGUUGGGAUUUCAUUCGUGCCCAAGGAAACAGGGGAGCACAUGGUGCACGUGAAGAAGAACGGGCAGCACGUGGCAAGCAGCCCCAUCCCAGUGGUGAUCAGCCAGUCCGAGAUUGGGGAUGCCAGUCGGGUGCGUGUCUCCGGCCAGGGCCUCCAUGAAGGCCACACCUUUGAGCCUGCUGAAUUUAUUAUCGACACCCGAGAUGCAGGCUAUGGUGGGCUCAGCCUGUCCAUUGAAGGCCCCAGCAAGGUGGACAUCAACACAGAGGACCUGGAGGAUGGCACGUGCAGGGUCACCUACUGCCCCACAGAGCCCGGCAACUACAUCAUAAACAUCAAGUUUGCUGACCAGCAUGUGCCUGGCAGCCCCUUCUCUGUGAAGGUGACCGGUGAGGGCCGGGUGAAAGAGAGCAUCACACGCAGGCGGCGGGCCCCUUCAGUGGCCAAUGUUGGCAGCCACUGUGACCUCAGCCUGAAGAUCCCUGAAAUUAGCAUCCAAGACAUGACGGCCCAGGUGACUAGCCCAUCAGGCAAGACCCAUGAGGCAGAAAUUGUGGAAGGAGAGAACCAUACUUAUUGCAUCAGAUUUGUACCUGCUGAGAUGGGAAUGCACACAGUCAGCGUGAAGUACAAGGGCCAACAUGUACCUGGGAGCCCUUUCCAGUUCACCGUGGGGCCCCUGGGGGAAGGAGGUGCCCACAAGGUUCGUGCUGGAGGACCUGGCCUGGAAAGGGCUGAAGCUGGAGUGCCAGCUGAAUUCAGCAUUUGGACCAGGGAAGCUGGUGCUGGGGGAUUGGCCAUCGCUGUCGAGGGCCCCAGCAAAGCUGAGAUCUCAUUCGAGGACCGCAAGGAUGGCUCUUGUGGUGUGGCUUAUGUGGUCCAAGAGCCAGGUGACUAUGAGGUGUCAGUCAAAUUCAACGAGGAGCACAUCCCUGACAGUCCCUUUGUGGUGCCUGUGGCUUCUCCGUCUGGUGACGCCCGCCGCCUUACUGUUUCUAGUCUUCAGGAGUCAGGGCUAAAGGUCAACCAACCAGCCUCUUUUGCAGUCAGCCUGAAUGGGGCCAAGGGGGCAAUUGAUGCCAAGGUGCACAGCCCCUCGGGAGCCCUGGAGGAGUGCUAUGUCACAGAGAUCGACCAAGAUAAGUAUGCUGUGCGCUUCAUCCCACGGGAGAAUGGCAUCUAUCUGAUUGAUGUCAAGUUCAAUGGUACCCACAUCCCUGGAAGCCCCUUCAAGAUCCGAGUUGGGGAGCCUGGGCAUGGAGGGGACCCAGGCUUGGUGUCCGCCUAUGGAGCAGGCCUGGAAGGUGGCGUCACAGGGAGCCCAGCGGAGUUUAUCGUGAAUACAACCAACGCGGGAGCUGGUGCCCUGUCAGUGACCAUUGAUGGCCCCUCCAAGGUGAAGAUGGAUUGCCAGGAGUGCCCUGAGGGCUACCGUGUCACCUAUACUCCAAUGGCACCUGGCAGCUACCUCAUCUCCAUCAAGUAUGGUGGGCCCUACCACAUUGGGGGAAGCCCUUUCAAGGCCAAGGUCACAGGCCCCCGUCUUGUCAGCAACCACAGCCUCCACGAGACAUCGUCAGUGUUUGUGGACUCCCUGACCAAGGCUGCCAGUGUCCCCCAGCAUGGAACCCUGGGUCCAGGUCCUGCUGAUGCCAGCAAGGUGGUAGCCAAGGGCCUGGGGCUGAGCAAGGCCUACGUAGGCCAGAAGAGUAGCUUCACAGUAGACUGCAGUAAAGCAGGCAACAACAUGCUGCUGGUGGGGGUGCAUGGCCCAAGGACACCCUGCGAGGAGAUCCUGGUGAAACACGUGGGCAGCCGGCUCUACAGCGUCUCCUACCUGCUCAAGGACAAAGGGGAGUACACACUAGUGGUCAAGUGGGGUGACGAGCACAUCCCAGGCAGCCCCUAUCGCGUCAUGGUGCCCUGAGCCUGGUGCCCAUGCCAGCUAGUAGCUCCCAUGACCGGAAGUGAUCCCACACCCACCCACUCCCCAGGCAGUCCCAUCCUCUCCCCUAAAUCGUGCCCUUGCCCCGGCCUGCCCUGGCCACCCUAUCACUGCAGUCGCCCCUGCCCUGCGCUCUGCUCACCUGCCUCCCCUGGUCUGGCUCUGGCCUCUUGGCUUUCACUUGGGCAGAGGGAGCCAUUUGGUGGCAGCGCCUGUCUUCUUUGGUUCUGGGAGGGGUGGUGGUCCUGUGUACAGCCACCUGCUAAUACUUUUUCCCAGCCAAGAAGAAUAAAGUUUUGCUUCUA
Molecule: messenger RNA, 8543 nt
Organism: Perognathus longimembris pacificus (Pacific pocket mouse)
Lineage: Eukaryota; Metazoa; Chordata; Mammalia; Rodentia; Heteromyidae
Gene: Flna
Product: filamin A
Exons: 48
Coding region: 277-8220 (2647 amino acids)
Biological process (GO): actin cytoskeleton organization
Molecular function (GO): actin filament binding
Source: RefSeq, a predicted model, not a curated record